CACACUUGCAUAGAAUAGCCGGAGAAUAAUCAAAUUGCCCCUCCCUUUGUCGAAUUGGAGGUGGAUUGCUCCCGCCUUGACUGGAUUUGCUGUCAUUUCCAGAACUAGUCAUGUCCUUCGAUCUGCUUGUUCCACCGGCUGCAGAUUCCACCUGCUCAUCGUCGCUUCUUCCUUGAUCAGCCAUCUCUAUAGCGUGUGUGGCUUCCAUCGGCAACCGUCACCGCUCGUGAGAAGGUUAGGCCAAAACAACCCAGCAAAUCCUACGCGCUGACGUAGUGAAGGGCUGAUGUGGCAUUUGACAUGUCAUCCAUGUGUGCAAAAACCACGGUAAAAAACAGCUCGAAGGGUUAAGUGCCCGGUAUCGACAGUUGGAGGAUGAAUUAUACCCGGUUCCGUAGUUCGUGGUUGCAUUUAGAUAACCAUAAAAGUUCGAGGGUGUAAAAUGGACUUCUCCCCUGUAAGCCUAACCCAUACAGAAAGCUUAAUUCAAGCUUCAAAUUAAAGGGGUUAAAGAAUACAAAACCAAAAGGAGUUUUUCUGGCUUUUUUGCAACCUGAUCCAGCGUAACACCCGAAAAAUUGCCUACUCGUCGACGGACUCUCACGACCCGCGCGCGCCACGCAAGAAUCAAAGAUCCCCCUCCAGCUUCAAACACGCUAGCCGACGCCGCCGCCGCCGCGGCGACGGCGCGAGCGACGCCUCGUCGCCCUUGGAGAGGCCUCGACAGCGCGCGGCGCGGGCGCGCCACAAGCUCCGCUCGGCUUAGCCGUCGCCGCCGCGAAGCGAAGGCCGGGGGCCCUCGCCGCGCUCUCCUCGGCAUUCCGCGCACGCCACCUGUUCGACCCAAUGCGCAGCUAGACCGGCUAGAGAUUAAGGUUGCGCGAUCCCAUGUCCUUCCUGGCGCCCGGACGCGGCCGCCUCCUCCGGGUGCUCCCCACAAGGCGGCACCGUCUUCCGCCUCCCCAAGGGUCAGGAGGCUACGCGGCGUGCUUCCGGCGGUGCAAGGCGCACUUCUUGCUCGAUGGAGUCGAGGAUGCGGUGGAGGGAGCCGCCGAGCCGCAGCAGCCACCGGUGUCACUUGCGAAGAGCCUGGCCUCUCUCACCGAGGAGUCGGCCGUGGCCGCUCAGAGGCAGAGGAAGCCCCUGCUGCGGAUGGAGCGGAAGAGGCUGGCUGAGCUCAGGAUCAAGAAGAGGGUCAAGGCGCAGUAUUUGAACGGCAAGUUUCAUGAUCUCAUGGCUAACGUGGUGGCUAGCACUGAUACUUUGGAGGAUGCUUAUGACAUUGUUCGGCUCAAUUCAAAUAUUGACAUGUCAUCGGUGAGGGAUGAUGUUUGCUUUGCUACAUUGGCGGAGCUGCUCAGGACUGGUGAGUUCGAUGUCAGAGCGAAUGUUUAUGCGGUGGUUGCAAAGAGGCGAGAUGGAGGGAGGCUUGUUCUCCCACGGUUGAACUUGAGAAUUAUUCAGGAAGCAGUAAGGGUGGUGCUUGAGGUUGUUUACAGACCCCAUUUCUCAAAGAUAUCACAUGGCUGUCGGAGCGGCCGAGGGCAUCAGUCGGCUCUGAGGUUCAUUUCCAAUGAAAUUGGGAUUCCAGAUUGGUGCUUUACUAUCCCCAUGCAUAAAGAAGUAGAUAGAAAUGUUCUCUCUAAGAUUAUCUGUCUAAUACAGGAAAAGAUCGAUGACAAUCAGUUAGUUACAUUCAUGCAACACAUGUUUGAUGCAGAGGUGAUCAAUUUGGUAUUUGGAGGAUUUCCUAAAGGCCAUGGGCUUCCUCAAGAAGGAGUACUUGCGCCAAUCCUAAUGAACAUAUACCUCGACAGUUUUGACCACGAGGUGUUCAGGAUUUGCAUGAGGCAUGAAGGCCUUGGUUCAGAGGCAGCAGAUGUUUCAGACAACCAGGAGUCAAAUUUGCGCCACUGGUUUCGAAGUCAAAUUUCAGGCUUGAAGGAUAGGGAGGAAAACAGUGACAAUCAAACAGACUAUCCACUAAAAACAAAACUAUAUGCUUGUAGAUACAUGGACGAGAUCUUUGUUGCAGUUGUUGGAUCCAGAGAUAUUGCAGAAGAUAUAAAAUCGGAAAUGAUUACUUACUUAAGAAAAACACUAUUCUUGGAAGUUGAUGACAGGUUGUAUCUUAUGCCGGUCAGAAGUAAUUCCCGGGGCUUACAGUUUGCUGGCUCUAUGGUAAGAGUUACAACAAAGGAAAGUGCUGCACUGAAAGCUGUGCAUAAGCUGAAGGAAAAGGUUCAUUUAUUUGCUUCUCAGAAGCAAGAGAUAUGGGAUGCUAUGAAUCUUAGGUUAGGAAAGAAGUGGUUGGCAUAUGGUUUGAGAAGAGUAAAGGAGUCUGAGAUCAAGUCACUUGGUCUUAGCACGCCUUUGUUGGAUCACAUUGCACAGUUUAGGAAAGACUGUAUGAAGACAGAUCAUUGGUUCAAAACUUUACUCAAGGUAUGGAUGCAGGAUAUCAAUGCUAAACGCGAAGCUGAUGAGAGCAUACUCCUGUCAAAAUACAUUGCUGAACCAUCACUUCCGCAGGACCUCAAAGACGCGUUCAACAACUUUCAGAAGCAAGCCAAAGAUUACAUCUCAUCAGAAACUGCUGCCACAGAAGCAUUAUUGUCCAGCUUAAAGAAUAAAGAAUCAGCUAUUACCUGCACUGAUGGUGCUGUCAUUAAGAUCCAUGCUCCUAUUAGCUAUAUCCAUAAGUGCCUUAAUCGUUAUGGUCUAAUUAAUCUUGAAGGUUUCCCUAAGCACGUUUCAGCCCUUGUUUUGCAAGACGAUGAGCUAAUCAUAAGUUGGUUUGCAGGAAUAAUUCAACGUUGGAUGAGAUGGUUCUCAGAGGUUGACAAUUUUAAAGAACUUAAGCUUAUGUUGGUUGAAUGUGUCAGGAAAUCCUGCAUCAGGACAUUAUCGGCAAAGUACCGAAUGUAUGAGAAAAUAACAGAAAAGCGAUUUGAACUUGAUGAUUAUGGUAUUCCAAUGGCCGAGGACUUUGAGGCAAUAAUGGCACCUUUAGAAUCUAGUUCGUCGGUUUGCACUGAUGAAGCUCUGAUGUAUGGCAUUUCUAGUAGUGGAUUGUUUGUGCUCACCCUCUCAAGAGUUAGAGUUCCUUCUCGGCAAUUUGACUGUUUUGUCAUGGGAUGCCAAUCUGCAUCGCUGAGUAUGUAUGUUCUUCAUGUCAAAGAGAGACAGCGGUUUCCAGGAUUUAGGACAGGUUUCUCAUCAUCAAUUCAUGGCAGUUUGGAUGGUAGACGGGUUGGGUUGUGCACUCAACAUGUUAAGGAUUUAUAUCUAGGACACAUCUCCCUUCAGUCAGUUGAUUUUGGUGUGCUGAUAGAUGACUCUAAUAAAAUACCUUAAGUUCUUGUAGCUCGAGUAUGAAGGACUUUAUACAGAUUUGCAAAAUAGUGUAUUCAAUGUUUACAGGCGCCAGUAUUUUUUUUGAAAGAACGCUAGUAUUAUGAUUUAAUCAUAAUGGUUCUAAGAUUUGUGCAGAUUUGUUUAAAAAGCACAGGUGUGCAUCGCUACAAAUAAGUGAUAUUACUGUUCAUACAUGUAUUGCCUUCUAAAGCUGAGAACUUGGUGGCAAUAACACUCCUCUCUUGAUCUCAUAGGACAAAGGUGGAGAGCUGGUCUUAUCCACCAAGAGAAUUUCAUACAAGGACAGAACAGCGUUCUCAUGUUCACAUGAGGCAAUAGCAGGCAACUCAUGGACUUUGGCAAGGUUUGGUUUUCUACGUUCUUUCCAAAGAUCCUACAUAUUGUAAAAGUGCUCCAAGGAUCUACCAUUGCUUGGGAUAGAAGAUUUUGAGUAUCUUGGGCAUUCAGCAUUCUGCCCUACGUCGCCCUGUCGAUGCAUGGAACGAUGGAGAAGAGGCAAAGUCUAGUGGCCAACUAGAAAGGUUUCCGGUGACCAAUGCCAGAACCUUGGGUUUCACCUCCCUUUGAUCUAAAGUAUGCCAUUGGUAACCCCCACAUGUACCUUAAACCAUAUUGAUGCAUCAGACUCCCAGGUGAUAAUAAACUAAAAAUUACAUGUGGUGUGGGGUGAAUCAGACGCCCUCGGUACACAAGAGCGUACCCGUGUAACCAUGUUCUACCCCUGUUGUCGGUAGCACCAAGGGAGGCUUCGGCUUUGAUGCACGGUGUGAUCACGGUAGGUGACUCGUAAAGCAUGGGCAGGAUGCCAGCUUGAGCUUUGGUGCUGCUGCUGGAGGGCAUUGGCCCUAGAACCCCUGCUCCUGGUGUGCGGAUUCUUGCUGUACCUGGAAUGUACUAAUCUCAGACAGUCAGCUCGGUCUUCCGGAUUCAAGCUGUACCAGCUGCGUGCCCGCUCUUGCCUUCACAACUCACGUUGCGCGAAAAGGUUUGGAGAGCUGAACUGUUUCUCUUGCGUCUUUGUGUGUGUUGGAUUUCGAUGCUGAAGAUAGCAAGUUGGCAAUUUCAUCGUCAACUUGAUGCUGUUUCACAUGUUUUGGUGCAAACAGUUGCGGGCUGUUUCGCACACCACAUUCAUGCGACACAGUACAAGCACAGGGUAUGCGCCCAAAUGCCCAAUACAAUCUGGGAAUUUUGUCGGUGGAUUAUAACUUUCUAGUGGCGAGGACAAUCGUACAAACAUCUGUUGUCUAUAAUUUUUCACAAUUUAUUUACAUAAUGUUGUACACUUGUGUAGUACUAGCUUGGCUACUCGUCGCUUUCUGUUAACACGCUUUUCAAACGGUUAAAUGGUGCAUUUUACAUGAAAACUUUAUAUA
This is a messenger RNA of Oryza sativa Japonica Group (Japanese rice), 4754 nucleotides long. RefSeq names its product nuclear intron maturase 4, mitochondrial. Gene Ontology annotation, molecular function: RNA-directed DNA polymerase activity. The record is from RefSeq and is a predicted model, not a curated record. Gene Ontology annotation, biological process: mitochondrial mRNA processing; homing of group II introns. NCBI's taxonomy places the organism in Eukaryota, Viridiplantae, Streptophyta, Magnoliopsida, Poales, Poaceae. Gene Ontology annotation, cellular component: mitochondrion.